This is a messenger RNA of Cuscuta campestris, 757 nucleotides long. Lineage: Eukaryota; Viridiplantae; Streptophyta; Magnoliopsida; Solanales; Convolvulaceae. The record is from the annotation of a GenBank genome assembly.
CAUGUUCCAAUUCAACUCAGUUUUUCUCAACCAAACUAUAAAAAGUGGAGCCGCUUGUUUCUCCUUCUUGCACGGCGGUUCAAUCUCCAUGGCUAUCUCAAUGGCUCUAUUGCUCCCAUCUCCGACGACGACGACGAAUGGUUCCAACUUGAUGCUAUUCUUCAGGGAUGGAUUCUCUCCACCAUCACAGAUGAGGUGCCUGAUCUUGUUCUCUCUUCUGUCUCUACUGCAUCUGCCCUCUGGAAGAUGAUUCAUGAUUUGUUUCACGACAAUAAGAACGCUCGAGCCAUGCAACUCGAGCAUCAAUUUCGCACCACCGUCAAAGGAUCUACACCUAUGGCUGCAUAUUGUCAAGAGCUCAGGAAUAUUGCAGAUUGGUUAGAUGACGUUGAUGCUCCUGUGUCUGAGCACCAACUAGUACUCCAGAUGCUGCGCGGUCUGCCCGACGAUUUACAAGCCCAAACGUCGUUUCUCCAAUUUCAGGAUCCUUUGCCGAAUUUUCUUCAAGUGCGGUCGGCUCUUCUCCUUCUCGACCGACAGAGGACUCCACUGGAAACCAGCAGCACGACACUGCUGGCAGGUCGGGGCGCCGGCAGCUUCAGCGGCAACCAGCUCGGCGGCGGUGGCAGUCGCGGCCCUCCUCACGGCGGCAGUGGAGACCGGAUCUUUGGCGUCAAUUAUGGCGAUGGCUCCUCCUCUGGACAGCGUGGAGGCUAUGGAUGUGGACAAGGGCGUGGCAACGGCAAUCGGGGUCGCG